Lepus europaeus (European hare) is the source of this 802-nucleotide messenger RNA. Its product is annotated as cytochrome c oxidase subunit 4 isoform 1, mitochondrial. The record is from RefSeq and is a predicted model, not a curated record. Bases 107 to 616 code for a protein of 169 amino acids. Gene Ontology annotation, biological process: mitochondrial electron transport, cytochrome c to oxygen. NCBI's taxonomy places the organism in Eukaryota, Metazoa, Chordata, Mammalia, Lagomorpha, Leporidae. The transcript is spliced from 5 exons.
CGCUGCGUCCCGUGGUGCUUCGCGGCGCGGCCUCGCUCUCUUCCGGUCGCGGGCAGCCGGGGCGCAGAGGGCGGUCGCGGCGGGCAGGGUCGGCUGUUCCGGCAGGAUGUUGGCCUCCAGGGUGCUGAGCCUCGUCGGCAGGCGGGCGGUUUCCACCUCCGUGUGCGUGCGGGCGCACGGGAGUGUUGUGAAGAGUGAGGACUACGCUCUCCCGAGCUACGUGGACCGGCGUGACUACCCCCUGCCCGACGUGGCCCAUGUGAAGCAGCUAUCUGCCAGCCAGAAGGCCCUGAAGGAGAAGGAGAAGGCCUCCUGGAGCAGCCUCACCAGGGACGAGAAGGUCGAGUUGUAUCGCAUUCAGUUCAAUGAGAGCUUCGCCGAGAUGAACCGGGCCACGAAUGAGUGGAAGACGGUCGUGGGCACGGCCCUGUUCUUCAUCGGCUUCACCGCCCUCGUCCUGAUCUGGGAGAAGCACUACGUGUACGGCCCCAUCCCGCACACCUUCGACAAGGAGUGGGUGGCCAUGCAGACCAAGAGGAUGCUGGACAUGAAGGUCAGCCCGGUCCAGGGCUUCUCCGCCAAGUGGGACUACGACAAGAACGAGUGGAAGAAGUAGAGCUCGCUGCCCCAGAGCCCUCGCAGCGCUGCGCACGCACAGGAGCCCACGUCAGACGGCGCCAGUCCUAAUAAACGCCCCGUGUCCCCGAGGUCCAAUGACGAGAACUAAAUGCAAGUGUCUGUUAUUUAAAACAAUAGAUGUCUCCCAGGCGUCCACAGUAAACAUAUACUGGCUACACACGAA